This is a messenger RNA of Puccinia graminis f. sp. tritici CRL 75-36-700-3, 1095 nucleotides long. RefSeq lists its product as uncharacterized. The record is from RefSeq and is a predicted model, not a curated record. NCBI's taxonomy places the organism in Eukaryota, Fungi, Basidiomycota, Pucciniomycetes, Pucciniales, Pucciniaceae. Bases 1 to 1095 code for a protein of 364 amino acids. The transcript is spliced from 3 exons.
AUGCUAGGGCAUCCUGAAUAUUCAAAGUUCACUUCGCAGCAACUUGUAGCUAGUGGAUGCUAUAUCCCAAAGCUAUAUCUCAAAUACCCUACAACACCACUUUCCACACAACAAAUACCUCUUCAACAUCGAAAACCCAAAACAAAACAUCAAAUGGCCCGCGGACCAAACUGUCUCAGCAAAGAGGAUGCACAACUAGCAAGGAGUUGGCUCCACACAUCACAGAAUCCGAUCUAUGCAAACGCGAUGAAGCGUGAUCAGUUCUGGGAGAAUGCGGCCGAACAUUUCAAUGAAAACUCACCUGGAGGUCACCGAGAAGGCAAAGAUCUUUCAACCAGGUGGGCCAAGCUCCGGGCGGCUGUGACAAAAUUUUGUGGGAUAUACGCAUCCAUCGAGCGCAACCCACCGUCUGGAAGUGAGAAACUUGAUUGGCUGAGUCAGGCAAAGACGAUUUUCUCGGAUCAAACUGGAAAAUCAUUUAUCUUUGAGACUUCACCAGCACCGCCGCAAUCCAGUGGCACUGUUUCAAAUCCGCCGAAUACACCAACUAGCCAACAGGCUGCCGAUUCUCCUAGCGCAAACGAUGGAAGACGACCGACUGGGGUCAAAGCAGCAAAAAGGGCUUUGACCCAGAACGAAUUCCUCCAGAAGAAAUUGAAACUAAUGGAGACAUCAGCCAAAGAGAGCCGCGAUUUGAGUCAGAAGAGAUUUCAAGAAAUGUUGCGCGCGAACGACUUACAAGAGAAGGUCGUGGAGAUGGACAUUUUGGGGAAGGAUCUUUCAUCGUGUGUUGACGAAUUCAAACAAGCCUAUUACACAAGAGCAAAGAAGGUCAUCCUCAAGAAGUUGGAAGAGGCCGAGAAUCAGCCACCCCCCUCUCCACCAACCAACAAUCAAGCCCCAUCAUCGUCAACCAAUCUUGAGAGUCAAGACGACGGGACCGAGUCUCUUGCUUCAUCUCAUCACGAUCCCCUCAAUCUUACAUUGGAACCCAACAAAUUGCAGGUUGAUGACGAAGAAGAGGGAGCCGAGGACCACAAUGGUCCAGUUGGUGAUGCCUGCAACAAUCUCAACAUUGACCCAGCCUUCUUAUGA